AUGGCUCGCAAGCAGACGUUGCUGCUGCUCGCCUUGGCAGCUACUGCUGCGUGUGCCCUGGUAGGGGGCGGAGUCUCCUUGCAACUGAACGCCAUCAACUAUUUUGUUUCGCCCUUCCCGCAGGGCAAGGUUGUCAACGGUACGCUUGAUGUCAAGACCCUGCCGAACCAGCUCGGAUUCAUCCCCGCAACGGUGAUAUCAGACACCGACUUGAGCCCGGAGAGCUUGUCCCGGAACUGGUCUACCGUGGACGACGUUUGGCAGCCCGCCUUUCUCGAAAACAUAUUCGUCGUCUCCAAUCUCAACACGGAGUCUGCCAGCGGGAGCUGGAGCUACCAUGAUGGAGUCUCAUCACUCGUGCUCUCGCCGGACGUCGUUGACAAAAUACCCUCGGGUCCAUAUUUCGUCAACGUCUUCACCGGACAGGCACAUCAGGCGUUCCGGCUCUAUGACGACUUUGCCGGCUCGUUCACCCAGUCCCUCCUGCAACGACCGGACGGCCGCUUCCAGACGCUGUCGGCGCAAGUCCCGGCGGCCGAUUCACUAACGAUUGGUGUCCCGUCCCGCCUGUACUUCACCAAGACUCCAGCCAAGCCUCUGGCCGGCGUCCGCGUCGGAGUCAAGGACAUUUACUCCCUGGCCGGCGUCAAAAAGGGCUGCGGCAACCGUGCGUGGUAUCAUCUGUACCCGGCGGCCGGCACCACGGGCACGGCGAUGCAGAACCUGAUUGACAAAGGCGCCGUCAUCGUUGGCGUGCAAAAGACGUCGCAGUUCGCCAACGGAGAGACGCCGACCGCAGACUGGGUGGAUUACCAUUCCCCCUUCAACCCCCGAGGAGACGGAUACCAGGACCCGGCCACGUCGUCCGCAGGGGCGGGCUCGUCAAUGGCGUCGUACGAAUGGUUAGACCUAGCCGUCGGCAGCGACACCGGGGGCUCGAUUCGAGGACCGGCCAUCUUCCAGGGCGUCUUCGGGAACCGUCCUUCCCACGGCCUCGUCAGUCUCGACGAGGUCAUGCCGUUGUCGCCCAGGCUGGACACGGCCGGAUUCCUGGCCCGCGACCCCUUCCUGUGGAAUGCCGCCAAUGCCGCGCUCUACGGGGACAACUACACGGAUUUCGCAGGCGAGAGGCCCAAGUACCCUGCCCAGCUGCGCUUGUUGGACGUGCCUGCCGACAACUCGUCCCGCUCCCUGGUCAUACAAGGCUUCGUCUCCGAGCUGGCCGAAUAUCUCGGUACGACGCCCACGGUCCUGGAUCUGGACAAGGAGUGGGAGACGACGGGACCACCGUCAGCCGGGGGCGAGGGCCUCUCGCAACUCCUCAACACCACGUACGCGGCGAUGAUUGCCAAGGACCAGACAAGGCUUGUCCGCGAGCCCUUUUACCGCGACUAUGCAGCUGCUCACGACGGCCGCCUGCCGUUUGUCAACCCAGUCCCGCUGGCUCGCUGGGGCUGGGGGGACUCCCAGCCGGACUCGAUCCUGCCGGAUGCUGUGCGGAACAAGACGCUCUUCAUGGACUGGUUCAACGACAAGAUCCUCCCGCGGAGCCCCGAAGCGCGGACCUGCUCGAGCGGCCUCCUCCUGGUCGGCGGCGCGGUCCGCUUCGUCAGUCGCAACGCGUACAUCAACCCGCCGGUGCCGCCGUUUGGCUUCUCCAACGGGCACAUAUCCAUCUUUGCCGAGACCCCGGACAGCGUCUUUCCGCUUGGCCAGGUCCCCGAGUUCAGCUCCAUCACGAACCACACCGAGUUUCUGCCCGUCGCCAUCGACGUCCUUGCCGCCAGGGGAUGCGACGGGCUCAUUGCCAGGCUGGCGGCGGAUUUGGUUGCCGCCGGCAUACUCGAGGUGCCAAAGGUUGGGGCAGGGCUGGACGGCGGAGAGAUUCUCAUGCGGCGGCGCUCCGCGGGACGUGUUUUGCAGUAA
Metarhizium album ARSEF 1941 is the source of this 1926-nucleotide messenger RNA. RefSeq names its product Amidase. The transcript is spliced from 2 exons. Bases 1 to 1926 code for a protein of 641 amino acids. The record is from RefSeq and is a predicted model, not a curated record. Lineage: Eukaryota; Fungi; Ascomycota; Sordariomycetes; Hypocreales; Clavicipitaceae.